UCUUCCGUCUUCAGCUCGACACGCGGUGGCGCUGGCGGUGGGUGCGGCAAGGCCCCUCGCGGUGCCCAUGUCGCUGCUGCCGCCGCCCCUUCGUCUAAGCACGGGCGGAGCCUUCGGCGCCAGGCUAUGGGUGGGCUCUGCCGCAGUGAGUGAUCUAUUGUUGGAGCCUCCUAUCGAGCUGUGCCGUGGCCACGGUGGUUGGAGCGGAAGCAGGAUUUUCGGGGUCGCUUCCCCCGUGCCGACGGCCGCAGAGGACUCUCCAACCACAGUAUGUCAAACCGCUGAUGCCUUUGUGUCUGUGUUGAGAGAGGUGCUCGCAAAGCUUGAGGGGGCAGGAAACAAAGCUGAAGGAGAAAGGAGAGAAUGGAGCCCAUCUCAUUCAGUUGUUGAAGGAGCAAAGGAACCUCUGUCUCAUGCAGUUGACAGAGGAGCGCAAAGGAAGUUGAGGCAACAGCAGAAGAAACUGAAGGAGGAGGAAGCAAAGUUGAGGCCAGGAAAGAGUUUCAUUUGAAGCAUGGAUUUCCCUUGGGUGCUGACGAAGGAGAAGAGCACCAAGUCCCCAAUCCGGGCAGGUCCCCCAAUCAGAGGCUGAUCACAAGCCUGAGGAGAAGAUCAUCUAUGAUGCUGGGUUCACAACCGUGUAGUGUGUUUUGCUAGUGGAUCUUGGGUUUGGAAAACUUGUUAUGGGUUGUUUUCUGUUUAUAUUGUUUGACAGAUUUUUUUUUGUAUAGUAUCUAUCAGUUUUUUCCAGCUAA
Molecule: messenger RNA, 755 nt
Organism: Panicum virgatum (switchgrass)
Lineage: Eukaryota; Viridiplantae; Streptophyta; Magnoliopsida; Poales; Poaceae
Exons: 3
Coding region: 68-511 (147 amino acids)
Source: RefSeq, a predicted model, not a curated record